GUUUCUCAAACGAAAAUUAAGAAUGAAAAAAUACGACAAAUACGUGAAUAAUAAUGAAGAAAACAAGAAAACAGCAGGAAUUAAAGAAAUAUUGAAUAACUCCAUGCCCCAAAGAGAUUAUGUUAGAAGGUAUUCAAUAAAGGAGAAAUAUGAUUUGCAAGACAAUUAUGAAUGGAAUAGUAGAGGAAAUACGAAUUUCAAGAGUUCUCACCAAUUGAUUGUUCCAAAAAAUGAAUUAUAUUUAUCGCAGACAUGUAAUAAAAACUGCAAAGCAACAAAAAUAUACAGUAAGAGGAAGAGGAAAAAUAACAACAAGCAAAUUUCUAUUGACGAAUAUUUAAGUGCAACAAAAAAUAUUCAAUGUGAUAAAAUAUCCUCCCAAUACCUAACAAAUUCACCAUCAACUCAUAAAUCAGAUUCAAAUACACCAAAUGGAGCAGACCAUGGGGUUUCUUCUUCGGUAAAUAUCAAAUCGGAGGAAAACUCCCACUUCAAUAUUAAUGUUGCUUUACAACUGAGUUCUCAGAUUUCAUAUUCUCAUUCGAUAGAUACCAUACCAAAAAGAAAGAUAUCAGAGUAUUUUCCUCUGAAAAAAUACAUCCAUAAAAAAAGAUUGCCAGAAAAACCAUCAAAGUGGAUUUCUCUCAAUUUGUUGGAGGAAAAAGCUACUGAUAAGAAGUCAAAUGAAAGUUUAAACUCCUCUGCUAAUAUUUCAUCUAGACCUGAAAAAUUCAGUCAUCAUGAAUAUUCUAGUUCGGACAGAAUUGAUUGGGUCAGCAGAGGAUUACGAAGAGAUAAAAUUGAUUGUGAACUUUCUAUUCCAAAAAGUGAACUUUUUGUCAAGAAUAAUUGCUCGAGCACUGAACAAAACUCAACUUAUAAAAAUAAAAGGAAAAAAAGAAAAUAUUAUCCAGACAACAAAAAAAAGAUAAGACAAACUACUUUAUAUGACUCUUUCAUGAAGAAAUAUGAUAAUUUGAUGAACGAAAAUAAGGAUUCGAAAUUAGAUAAGGCAUCGAAGAAUAAACAUUUUGAUACUAAUGAAAAAUCGACAACCACAGGUAGUCCAUUGAAAACAUACAAUAAAGAACAAAUAUCAUGCGUUAAACAUGAUGAAAAUUCUUCUAGAAAUACUAUAAAAUCGAAAGAUAUUUCACCUCCUUGUGGCUCAAGUGAGAAGUACGAUAAUGAUCUUAAUGGCAAAUCGAUAUCAAUCAAUACAAUUGGAUUUCAAAGUCUCAUUUAUGAGAAAGAUAUGCCUGAAAGUAACACUAUCAUAGGUUUUGUUAAACCUAACGAAUUGAAAGAUGAUCAACUACAUGCUUCUCCUACUGAUUUGAGUGAAACAAGUAUAGUGGGUGAGCAACAGAUAAUGAACAUAAAGAAAAAUUAUGAGUGUUCUCAACAGGAAUCGCAAGAAAUAGAUAAUAUUAUACCGGAGUUAAGUUCACAAAAAGAGAUUAGGAAUAGUUUAUUGUAUAAGGAAUAUGUAAGCAGUAGUUCACAUUUAGGAAACGAUUGUUCAAAUAAGCCAUCAUCUAAUAGUGGAAAUAUCAAGGAUAUGGCUAAAUGCAAUCUGCAUUCUUCAUUUGAAUAUAACACAAUUGAAAAAAAUAUCAGAGAUACUGUAUUGAGCGACAGCAAAUUGAAGGAGUCUGAAGAAGUUCCUCAGAUAAUUAGAGGAACAGAAAAAUUGGUAGAUAAAAAUGAUACAGACAACAGGAAGAACCUUGUUUCACAAAUUCCAAAAAUCAAAUUACAGGAACCCUUUAUUGUCUCUUCGUAUCAUCUACUCAAAAGUGUAUCAAGCCCAGUUAUCAAAGAUCUUGAAUGUCGAGAAUACUUGAGGGAUUUAGUCAGUAGUAAUCAACUAGAGAAAUCAUCUAGUUUACCUGAAGAUAUCCCAAACUCUUAUCAUGCCGCACAUCAAGAGUGUUCCCAAGAAAAUUUCCUCCACUUCUGGGAAAAUAUUCUGUCUCAGAAUCAAGAAGACUGCUCUCAAAAUGUAUCCAAUAGCCCUGCUAUUGGAGCUUCUUCCCACAAUAUCCCACGAAGAGCUCAACCUAAUGCGCAAGAUGGCUCUGAAGUAUUUCAGUAUAUAUUAAGUCAAGAUUGUGUGAACUCCGAUGCACUUGUGAAUAAUGCAAUCAAAAACAUGAACAAUCUGAGUCAAAAAGUCACGGAAAAGAGAAAUUUGAUAUUCGAUAGCAACAAAAACGCCAACAAACUAUUGGAAAUCGCCUUUAAGAUUUAUUCCCAACAUAAGGAAAAAUCCAUUCUGUCCAAGGCACAAUCUUCAGUAUGUCAGCGAUUUUCAAAACUCAGUGUAACAAAAAAAAUCGAAGGUCAUGUAUGCAUUUAUAGGAUAAUUAAAAACGGGGAUGGUAAAAAUGAGUUUUCUAGGAAUGAAACAGUUAGAUUAUGGAAUGAUCCUGUUUCCAAAAGUUCGAUAUCAGAAUCUGAUGGAAACAUUUUGUCAGGAUUGAAGGAAAUAUGCGAAAAUAUAUCAUACCUUCAUGAUGAGUCAAACGAUGGUCUACUUAUCUCGGUCAAAACUGAAAAUGAUAUUGAAAAUCGAAUCAUGAGUAUUUUUGAGCGAGUAUUGAACGACCUAAAUGAGAAAAAGUCGCCAUGUUUGGAAAUUCGACGACAAACAUUUGAAGAUUGCGUUCUUGUGCAUGAUAGAUUGGAAUUGAAAUCUGAAGAGAACCCAAAAAUGAUUAGGGUGAAGUAUAAGAGUACUUCGAGUCAAUUUAAGUUUUGUUUAAUGAUGUAUGUGUUGGCUAAAGUACUCCAGGUCCUAGAAACCAACUCUAAGACCACUAGACGAGAACUUUACUACCAAAUAAAGCAUCUGGUAUUGAAUCAGAGCUAUAUUGAUCGAGCUGUGAAAGCAGUUUGUUACAUGUUAUGCGUUGGACCCUGGGAGUUGAACAUAGUUGCUCAUAAAGGACUGAUAUUUGGCGAUUUGAAAAUUGUCAUGUCUUCAAACGAGAUUGUUGACUGUAAUAUACCAGGUACUUUGAUACCUCAAGACAUUGAUGAAAUUGUAGAAUUGAGAUCUUCAGCUUACUUCAUUUUAGUGGUUGAAAAGGAAUCGAUAUUUUAUAAGCUACUCGAAGAAGAUCUUCCUAAUAAACUUGUUCGACCUUUUCUCAUGAUUACAGGAAAAGGCUUUCCGGAUUUGAAUACACAACUGUUUUUGAAGAAGCUAUGGAUCAUUAUGACAAUUCCAGUAUUUAUUUUCACAGAUGCUGACCCUCAUGGGGUUAAUAUAAUGAUGACAUAUAGAUUUGGUUCUUUGGCUAAUGUUCAUUUAUCGAAACAGCUUGCUGUUCCAAAAGCCCAGUGGUUGGGUGUGUUUCCCUCUGAGAUCGUUAAAUUGAAUGCAGACAAACAAUCAUUGACAGAAACUGAGAGAACCUUAGUACGGAAUUUAUUGAAAUCACCUUAUAUGAAGAUUAAUUCAAAGAUUGAAAAGGAACUGAAAAUAAUGCUAGAAUCUGGGUACAAAGCAGGAAUUGAAGGAAUAAUUAAAAAUAAUACAUUUCUGAGUGAAUUUUAUUUUCCGUUGAAAUUUCAUAACAAAGAUUUGAUAUAACAUUUUACGUUGUACCACAACAAUAAAUUCUCUGAUCAGCAAUUAAAA
Messenger RNA from Coccinella septempunctata (seven-spotted ladybird), 3649 nucleotides. RefSeq lists its product as uncharacterized. Gene Ontology annotation, cellular component: nuclear chromosome. Bases 23 to 3601 code for a protein of 1192 amino acids. The record is from RefSeq and is a predicted model, not a curated record. NCBI's taxonomy places the organism in Eukaryota, Metazoa, Arthropoda, Insecta, Coleoptera, Coccinellidae. Gene Ontology annotation, biological process: meiotic DNA double-strand break formation; meiotic DNA double-strand break processing; reciprocal meiotic recombination. The transcript has 5 exons. Gene Ontology annotation, molecular function: DNA topoisomerase type II (double strand cut, ATP-hydrolyzing) activity; ATP binding; DNA binding.